AUGGCUCAUGAACAAAAUUUAGCACAACGCGAAAGUUUUGCCAGCGAAAUGCUGCAACAUCAACAGCUUAAUCUGAAGCAGCAGCCUGACGGUGAAAAGAUGGAUGUCGCAGAAAGUAUACAUAUGCGGGCUAGUGUAGGCGAAAAACGCAGAUAUAGUGAGCUGAUGUGUGAAAGUGAUGAAGACGAUUUUGCAGGUUUUGAUGAAGAUGCUGCAAGCAGUGAGAAUGGUAUCUUAAAUUCCCCACGUCCUUUGGAGUACGCAUCUAUUACAGCAUCCGAAAAUCAAUUAGGAAAUAAAUGCACCGCUGACGACGACGAUGGUAUAUCGGAGUUGCAAAACACUUUGAAACAGGAAGACUUGGAAGUUAGCUUAACUGGCAUCACAAACGAAAGCAAUAAAGCUAUGAUGAAAAAGAAAUCCAAUGUGUUGAUAAACACGCAAGAUGAUAUCUAUAAAAUACCUUUUAAAUACGGAUGGAAGCGGGAACUGGUUUAUCGAGCGAAUUUAGACGGAAACAGUAAGGAUAAAGGCGAAGUCUAUUAUAUUACACCUACAGGGAAGAAACUGCGUACCCGUAAUGAUAUUGCGGCAAUUUUACAUGAUGAUCUUACCAUCAAUAACUUUACGUUUGUUAAAGAACCCGUUGGUGGAAAACCAAAUGAAGAAACAAUAAGGAGUGCCAAAUCAUACAGCAACGUUCCCAAACGGCCAAUACCAGGCGCUACACAUGCAAUGCCUUUGGAAAUUUCAAGUGACCUGGGUAAGCGAAUUCCCAAGCCUAAAAUGCCUAAAGGAGCAAGUCCACCGCCACCUUCGUCACAUGGCAAAACCAGUACUCCUGGCCAAACAACUUCAUCAAAAACGAUGGCUAUCAAUCCACAAGUAUCAUGUAAAGCUGGCCAUGUUACAAGCGGCAAUGUCGGUGUUCUACCCUCUUCCGGUGGCCAACGUAACAAUGUGCAUGGAUCUUCAUCGACAACAAAGUCCAGUGAAAAUUUUGGUAUGCCUGCAAAGCAAUCAAAAUUGGGAGGAAAGCAUAACGUCGAAUGCUGUACGAUUCAAUGUAUACUAGCGAUGGGGAUGAUUCCGCAGCUGCAGUGUAUGGUAUGUAACUGUAUGUACCAUCCGGAAUGUGUAAAUGCUACUACAGCAGAAGCAUUAGCACGCAGAUUUACUUGCAAGAGCUGCAUGGAGGACUCUAUGACAGUGGAAAUGCAACAGCAUCAAUCAUACAAAGAGUCAUUCGGAAAGUUUGCUGUGAGUGGAAAUGGAAACAGUAAAAACGAUACCACUAAAACUCUGUUUAUAUCAAACAAUGAAGGAUCAUUGUCAUCGAAAUCCCUAGUAAAAUCGACAUCUUCCAGCAGCAAAUCUUUAUUAAAAGAAAAUACAAAACGGAAUCAACAAUUAACAACAAAGCCUGCAACUGUAGCAAGUGUUCCUAACGAAUCAGUUAACAGCACUAGUGGGUAUGGCUAUCCUACAAAGGACAUUCCGCCACAAGAUGUUAUCGUCAUUGGCAAUCAUGAGUAUGUUGUGGUUCCGAAAGGCAAAUCCACAGUUGUGAAACAAAAAAAAUUUUCAAACAAAUCAACAAAUUCACUAUCUCAAGCCCCAAUCAAAAUCGCAGACGAUUCACGGAAGCUUAGUAACAAUGCUACAAAUAGCGGUUCUAACAGUGGUAAACUAACAAAUUAUGCCAACGACCGAUUGUCGACUGACGAUAUGUUGCGGAUGGCCACGUGUGUGGGAAGUAACAAAAAUGAUUCCAGUGCAAAGACGGGGCAUAUCAAUUCCAGUCGAGAUCCCUCCAAUUUCUUGUCAGAUGUCUCAGCGGGAUAUACUUGUUUGAUGCUGACUUUUGACUAUCUGAAAGUACAAGAACUGCUUCGAGCUUGUAGUGUGUGUCGGAUGUGGAAUCAUUUGGGAAAUCAUCCUCGUUUCUGGAAAACAGUACGAAUGAAAAACUCCUACAUUAGCGAUUGGACAGGAAUGAUGGCAAAACUGCAUAAGAAUGGAACGAAGCAUCUUGAUCUACGGAAAGUGUUAAAUGUUGGCAGUAAUGAUGAGAUAUGGCAAAGUUUUGCAGAUCACAUUGCCCAAGCAGAGCAAAUAGAAAUAAUUGAUCUAUGCCGAUGCUCUUCGGCAGUAGUUGGAAACCUAUUGCGAUCGAACCCAAAUCUUCGGGUGGUAAAUGCAUUAGCUAUAAACAAUGACCCCAUCGAUUUUGUGAACUUUGAACAUGGUGUUCAUCUGGAGGAAUUACGACUUAAAUCAGCUGCUGCUAUUUCUUUGAAUGGCGAUAUGCAUCAAUUGGCAGCUUUGCGUAAUCUUAGGCAUCUCUCAUUAACAUCCAUCAGUAAGCUAGGAGGGACUUCAAUUGAAGCUCUAGGAUCCUUGAAUCUAUUACAGUCACUUGAAUUAGGCGAGUGUACCGAAAUGGGCUUGAAUUUGGCAGAAAUUUUGCCAAAGCUAACAAGAUUGAAAAGAUUGAGAUUGGAAAAAGGUCAAGAGAAUUUUGAUAUGUUUGCAAUUUUGUCUGGCGUAUCGAGAAUGGAAAGCCUAACACAGUUGGAACUGAUCAAUUGUGAUGUAAAAUUAGGUUUCGAUAAGCACCUUGCUAUUUGCACAAAUAUUAGAAAACUUUUGCUUAUCCCGACUUACGUGUCACAGUCUGCUGCCACGAAUCGAAUGGUUUUAAAAGGUAUUAUUAAGCUUCAUCAAACAUUGCACAUGGUUGUCUGGGCCGUAACAGUUGAAUUGUUACGUGUUACAGAGUUAUACAUUGAUACAAAUGUAGUAGAAGAAACGGGAGGUAGCAUACCAAUUUUAAAACCUGUGCCAGGCAUUGACGAAUCAGGCAACACGUCUGUUUCACAACCUGAUUUGCCAGAUGAGGUAGAAAUCGUUCCUUUGAAAAAAGUUCAAUCAAUACUAGAACGCAAAGUACCCAAUACAAAGUUGCAGAUUCUUAAAAUACCUUUUGUUAAUACCUGGAAACAAACCAUGUUAGAUAUAGUAUGAUUUUUUUUGUUUAUUUUCUUUUGAUGAGUAUGGCUUGUAUCUGCUCAUAUGUAAAUAAUGCGAUGAAUAAAUCAUAAAAAUUACCGUAAUAAUAUUGCGUUCAUUUUCGAUAAUUACUAAACUUUUCGAAGUAGUUAAGAAAAGCAUGUUUUUUUCAGUAUGUAGAUAGCAUUUUUAUGAAAUAUACGUUUAUUGAAAACAUUCAGAAACCAUAGCUUCGUUUAUUCAUCAUAGUUAAAGUUCAAAGCGACGUACUAGACAACAUAAAAAAACAAAUGUAAAGCCCUUGUUUGAUCAACAAUGUUGAAAAUUUAGCAAUAAAUAUGUGUCUGUAAAAAGCAAUGUUUUAUCGGUACAAGAAGCUUAAGAAGAGCAAAGAAUUUAAAAUAGUAGUAGGAUACAUAAAGAAUUGAUAGAAUAAGAAAUAGUUGAUAAAAGAAGUACGUUAAAAUAAUGAACUAUGAAACAUCUCGUAGAAUUGUCGAAAACUUGAAAGAAAUUAUAUUGCUUGAUCGUUUAUUCUAGCCAU
Anopheles nili is the source of this 3556-nucleotide messenger RNA. RefSeq lists its product as uncharacterized. Gene Ontology annotation, molecular function: DNA binding; protein binding. The transcript has 9 exons. The record is from RefSeq and is a predicted model, not a curated record. Bases 1 to 3027 code for a protein of 1008 amino acids. Lineage: Eukaryota; Metazoa; Arthropoda; Insecta; Diptera; Culicidae.